GAUUCGGAGCUCUGCAUCUCGCUCGGGCUGAGUCUGCAGUAUCUCCGGGUAUCGGUGGUCUGCUGGUUGGCGGCGAUGUGCCAUCACCUGUACGCCACCGUGGCGUCGCUGCCGCGUCGCGACGAUCCGCCGACGUACAUGAAGUACAGCCUGUUCGCCUGGGGCGCGCCGUUGAUCAGCCUCGCAUUGGCGAUUCUCUUGCAGAGUCGCGAGAGCCACGAUCUCUGGAACGUCGUUGAUCUCACUCCCUUCAACUGUUGGUACACAUGCAGCAUGCAACUCGAGAUAAAGCAGCGGGAGAAGAUGAAGAGGCGGCGGGCGUUGCAGCUGACGCUCUUCCUGAAGGUCAGCCUGAUCGUCGGCCUGGUGGCCGGCUGCGGGGUGGUGUCCAGGGUCUGGAAAAUUGGCUUCCUAUGGGCGGUUUUCUGCACGGGCCAUUCCCUCCAG
Messenger RNA from Wasmannia auropunctata (little fire ant), 447 nucleotides. RefSeq lists its product as uncharacterized. The transcript is spliced from 2 exons. Gene Ontology annotation, biological process: cell surface receptor signaling pathway. Lineage: Eukaryota; Metazoa; Arthropoda; Insecta; Hymenoptera; Formicidae. Gene Ontology annotation, cellular component: membrane. The record is from RefSeq and is a predicted model, not a curated record. The annotation marks the transcript as partial. Gene Ontology annotation, molecular function: transmembrane signaling receptor activity.